Columba livia (rock pigeon) is the source of this 1257-nucleotide messenger RNA. Its product is annotated as endonuclease domain-containing 1 protein-like. The transcript is spliced from 3 exons. Bases 125 to 955 code for a protein of 276 amino acids. The record is from RefSeq and is a predicted model, not a curated record. Gene Ontology annotation, molecular function: nucleic acid binding; metal ion binding; hydrolase activity. NCBI's taxonomy places the organism in Eukaryota, Metazoa, Chordata, Aves, Columbiformes, Columbidae.
AGGGACUCUUGAGAGCUCAGAUGACCAGUUCUGCAGGGGAAAGAGUGAAACAACGGUUCAGCUGCUUGUUCUAAGACUCUACUUCAAGGUGAGCAAGAGCUCUUCACUUGAAAUCCUCCCCGCGAUGCUGCUGCUGCUGCUGCUGCAGGUCUCAGCGAGCUGCUUCUGGCUGGGACGCAGCGAGGUGGUGACAUCCUUUGAACACUCAUGCACUCAGUUUUUCUUCCGGGGAACCCCCCCAAAUGAAGCCCUGGAGCCAGAGAACCCAGCCUGGAUCUGCCAGCGCCACCAGAACCGCUAUCACUUUGCCACACUGUACGACAGGAACAGGCGGAUCCCAGUGUAUUCUGCUUACCUCUACCAGCCUAAACCUUGCACAAGACCCAAAACAUGGCUGGUUGAGCCCCAGCUGAUGGGUCUAAAUUAUCCCAAAAAUAUGGAAACAGAGGAGACCCUCUUAAAGAAAUUCCACGUCAGCUUAGAUCAGCUCAGUAAGAGCCAGGCUGUCCUCCAGGACUACAAGAACCUGAAGGGUUUGAACCGUGGCCAUUUGAACCCCUGCGGCCAUCACUCCAUCCCCAGCAGCAGGGCGGCCACCUUCACCCUCGCCAACAUAGUUCCCCAGGAUGAGAAACUGAACGGCGGCGCCUGGAACAACUACGAGCAGCAAACGAUGAAGAUGAAGACCCAGGGAUGCAACACCACCUAUGUCGUCGUGGGUGCCGUGCCUGGGAACAACUAUAUCGCCAAUGGGAGGGUUAAUAUACCCAGCUACCUCUGGUCAAGUGCCUGCUGCGAGGUGGGCACCCACCACUGGAAAUCUUGGGCAGUCAUUGCUGAGAAUGACAAGAAUCAGGUCCGGCUCCUCACGCUGGGGGAGCUGGAGGAUGAGUUGACCCGGCUCUAUGGGGGGAAGCAGGUUUCUCUGUUUAGCAACAACUGUCCCCGGAAAUAAGCCCCGCUUCACUUCCCAGGUGUAAAAGGCUCAGGAGCUUUCACCACAUGCCCUACACAGUGUCUGUCCUCCUUCCUUUUCUAGACGGUUUCCAGCUCUGUCUGUCAGAGCACCUUCUCUAAUAAAAGGGAGAAAGAGCUCAGCAGAACCUCCAGCUGGUUUGCUUUUCUGCCCACCCUUGGAGGGGCCUCUGAGGAAGGAGUCUUUGCUCUGGCUGCUCUGGAGGGCCGGUUGAACAGCAGUCCAUGGGCAGGGAAUUCAGAGCUUGGGGAGAAUUAAUUGUUAACCCGCACAUACCUUCU